Messenger RNA from Rhinolophus ferrumequinum (greater horseshoe bat), 2544 nucleotides. It is a transcript of the gene PYGB, whose product is annotated as glycogen phosphorylase B. Gene Ontology annotation, cellular component: cytoplasm. Gene Ontology annotation, biological process: glycogen catabolic process. Lineage: Eukaryota; Metazoa; Chordata; Mammalia; Chiroptera; Rhinolophidae. Gene Ontology annotation, molecular function: pyridoxal phosphate binding; glycogen phosphorylase activity. The record is from RefSeq and is a predicted model, not a curated record.
AUGCACCCCUCAGGAGUCAACGAAGUCCAGAGUUCAGGGAGAACUAAUCGAGCCAGGGCAGGAAAACACCAGGAGGGAACACUGGUGCGCGAGUGGAUCCCCAGGAAGGAGGUGCUGCUCGAAACCCGGGAGCUGCCAGACAAACGGUUCUGCACCAGAGAGGCCGCCGACCCUCCGCCACCCCGGCCCCCACUUCAGGACGCAGCUCACCAGAGCGCCAGGCGGCCCACGUGCAAUCACCCUAGGCCCGCAGCCCCCGCCCACUGCGCCCGCGCUCGGCCUGCCGCUUUUCCUGCUAGGGCCCUUCUGCCCCACCCGCGGGAGGAGGCGUCGUUCCCGGGGGAGCAGGUGGGCGACGGAGGCUGCCUCCCUACUCUCACGCUCCAGCAGGCGUCACCGCGGCCUCCACUCAAAGGUGGCUGUGAACCAGGGCAUCCCGGAUGCCUGGGUCCCGCCCAGGGUCCCUCCCACUUGCACGUCGCGCCCCCGCUAAGUGGGGCGAGGCGUCGCGGGGCCAGUGCGCAGGCGCAAUGCCCCUUUCUGCCCGUGUCGAUACAGGAGGCUGAUGACUGGCUGCGCUAUGGCAACCCCUGGGAGAAGGCCCAGCCCGAGUACACACUUCCCGUGCACUUCUAUGGGAGAGUGGAGCAUAGUCCCGAGGGGGUGAGGUGGCUGGACACACAGGUGGUGCUGGCCAUGCCAUACAAUGCCCCAGUGCCAGGCUACAAGAACAACACUGUCAACACCAUGAGGCUGUGGUCCGCCAAGGCACUCAAUGACUUCAAGCUCCAUGACUUUAACGUGGGCGGCUACAUCAAGGCGGUCCUGGACAGGACGACUGAGAACAUCUCCAGAGUCCUGUACCCCAAUGACAAUUUCUUUGAGGCGAAGGUCCGCCUGAAGCAGGAGUACUUUGCGGUGGCUGCCACCCUGCAGGACAUUAUCCGUCGUUUUAAGUCCUCCAAGUUUGGCUGCCGGGACCCACUGAGAACCUGUUUUGAGACAUUCCCAGACAGGGUUGCCAUCCAGCUGAACGACACCCACCUGGCCCUUGCCAUCCCAAAGCUCACGAGGAGCCUGGUGGAUGUGGAGAAAGUACACUGGGUCAAGGCCUGGGAGAUCACAAAGAAUACCUGUGCAUACACCAAGCACACUGUGCUGCCAGAGGCCUUGGAGUGCUGGCUGUUUGAGAAGCUGCUGCCGCGGCAUCUGGAGAUCAGCUAUGCCUUCAAGCAGAGGCACCUGCGUCAAAAUGUGGCUGCCCUGUUCCCUGGGGAUGUGGACCAUCUAAGAAGGAUGUCUGUGAUUGAGGAUGGGGACUGCAAGCUGAUUAACAUGGCCCACCUGUGUGUGAUCGGGUCCCACGCUAUCAAUGGUGUGGUGAGGAUCCACUCGGAGACUGUGAAGCAUUCAGUCUUUAAGGAUUUUUAUGAGCUGGAACCAGAGAAGUUUCAGAAUAAGACGAAUGGUACCACACCCCGACGGUGGCUGCUCCUGUGUAACCCAGGGCUGGCUGACACCAUUAAAGUCGGGGAGGGUUUCCUGACUUACCUGAGCCAACAGAAGAAGCUGCUGCCCUCGGUCAGUGAUGAGGCACUCAUCAGAGACGUGGCCACAGUCAGGCUCGAAAACAAGUUGAGGUUCUCUGCUUUCCUGCAGACGGAGGACAAGGUGAGAAUCCACGUCUCUUCCCUGUUGCAUGUACACGUGAAGAGGAUCCACGAGUCGGAGCGGCAGCGGCUCAACUGCCUGCCCGUCAUCGCCCCGUACAACCGAGAGUGAAUAAAGAAGGACCCUGCCAAGGUCUUUGUGCCCAGAACUGUCAUGAUCGGGGGAAAGGCAGCUCCUGGUAACCACAUGGCCAAGAUGAUCAUCAAGCUGGUUAACUCCAUCGGUGAUGUCGUCAACCAUGAUCCAAUUGUGGGCAACAAGCUCAAAGUGAUCUUCCUAGAGAACUACCGAGUGUCCUUGGCUGCAAAAGUGAUCCCUGCUGCUGACCUCUCACAGCAGAUCUCCACCGCGAGCACUGAGGCCUCCGGCACAGGCAACGUGAAGUUCAUGCUCAACGGUGCCCUCACCAUCGGUACCAUGGAUGGUGCCAACGAGGAGAUGGCUGAGGAAGCCAGAGCUAAGAACCUCUUCAUCUUUGGUCUGCGGGUAGAAGACAUUGAGGCCCUGGACCAGAAAGGGUACAAUGCCCAAGAGUGCUAUGACUGUCUGCCCGAGCUGAGGCAGGCUGUGGACCAGAUCAGCAGUAGCCUCUUCUCUCCCAAGGAGCCACACUGCUUCAAGGACAUUGUCAACAUGCUGAUGAACCAGGACAGGUUCAAAGUGUUUGCAGAUUAUGAAGCAUACGUGGCAUGUCAGGCCCACAUGGACCAGCUGUACCAGAACCCCAAAGAAUGGACCAAGAAGGUAAUCAGGAACAUCGCCUGCUCCUGCAAGUUCUCCAGUGACAGGACCAUCAUGGAGUAUGCCCGAGACAUCUGGGGUGUGGAGCCCUCUGACCUGCAGAUCCCACCCCCCAGCUUCCCCAGGGGCUAG